AUGCACUAUUGUAUUCCUAAAAACCGUAUAGGCCCCAGCCGGUGCCAACACACACCAGUUUAUAAAGCAGUACCGCGAAGAGAUCGAGGCAUUAAAAAGUCCCGCAAAACCUGGUGGAAAUGUGGCCAGCGCUCAAAGUGUUGGGGAAAGGCUACAACACCAGUCUCCCAUGAGCUCAUAACUACUGAGAAGAGUAAGAAAUACACGAAGCCUCCUAGUGACGAACCUCGCAAGAAGAUCAAGGUCCCAGAUGCAAUGCCGACGCAGGCAAUUUCAGAAGCAAAGGCUGAGUGGAAUUAUCAAAAGACCUAUCAUAACUCUCAAAGCCCAGAAAUCGACCAGUUGAUGGACAUGAUUGGACUGGAAUUUGUCAAGAAAAAGUUCUUAGAAAUUAAACAGAAAGUAGAUCUUGCAAUCAGACAGAAUAUUGAUCUGAGCAGCGAGAGGUAUGGAACUGUGCUUCUGGGUAACCCUGGAACUGGCAAGACGACAGUCGCUCGGCUUUACUCGAAGUUUUUGGCGACAGUGGGAAUUAUCCCUGGAUGCAAGUUCAUCGAGACCACUGGAUCAAGGCUCUCGAACGAGGGGGUUUUGCAGUGCCAGAAAACUAUCGAAUCACUUCUCAAAGAUGGGGGAGGAGUAAUCUUUAUUGAUGAAGCCUAUCAACUCGUGCAGGCUAACAGCUCAGGAGGCGGUCAGGUUCUUGACUUUCUUCUCGCCGAAGUCGAGAACCUCACGGGGAAAAUCGUGUUCAUUCUUGCCGGGUAUCAGAGACAGAUGGAGCAGUUCUUCGCUCACAACCCUGGACUUCCAAGUCGUUUCCCUCAUGAGCUAAAGUUUGAAGAUUUUAACGACACAGAGUUAAUGUUGAUCCUAGAACACUGGAUUGAAAAGACAUACCAAAAGCGAAUGAAAAUCGAUGGUGACCCCGGCGGGCUUUAUUGCCGCAUUGUUGCUCGGCGAAUAGGGCGUGGACGUGGAAGUGAUGGCUUUGCAAACGCGAGGGCUGUCGAGAACACCGUAACCAAGAUUACUGAACGACAAGCCAAGCGCGUUGCACGAGAAAGACGAAAUGGCUCCGGGAUAGUGGACGACUUCUUCCUGGAUAGGGCACGCCAUUGA
Talaromyces stipitatus ATCC 10500 is the source of this 1122-nucleotide messenger RNA. RefSeq names its product stage V sporulation protein k, putative. Lineage: Eukaryota; Fungi; Ascomycota; Eurotiomycetes; Eurotiales; Trichocomaceae. Gene Ontology annotation, molecular function: ATP hydrolysis activity; ATP binding. The record is from RefSeq and is a predicted model, not a curated record. The transcript is spliced from 2 exons. Bases 1 to 1122 code for a protein of 373 amino acids.